AUGUCUACUUUUGGCCAGCUUUUCCGUGUCACCACCUAUGGUGAAUCCCAUUGCAAAUCUGUCGGCUGUAUCGUCGACGGUGUCCCACCAGGGAUGUCGCUUACCGAGGACGACAUCCAGCCUCAGCUGAGCAGAAGAAGACCUGGUCAGUCCAAGCUUUCAACCCCAAGAAACGAAAAAGACAAGGUCGAAAUCCAAUCCGGUACUGAAUUUGGCAAGACCCUGGGUACCCCAAUCGGUAUGAUAGUGAAGAACGAGGACCAGAGACCCCACGAUUACAGCGACAUGGACAACUACCCAAGACCAUCCCACGCAGACUUCACCUACCUCGAAAAAUACGGCAUCAAGGCCUCUUCAGGUGGUGGCCGCUCCUCCGCUAGAGAAACCAUCGGCCGUGUUGCCGCAGGUGCCAUUGCCGAAAAGUUCUUGAAGCAAUUGUCCAACGUUGAGAUUGUCGCCUUCGUCACCCAAAUCGGUACAAUCAAGAUGGACAGAAACCCAUUGGAUCCUAAAUUCCAGCACAUCCUCAACACUAUCACCAGAGAAAAGGUCGAUGCAGCCGGCCCCAUCAGAUGCCCCGACGCUUCCGUCGCCGGAGACAUGGUCCACGAAAUCGAGAAAUACAGAGGUGAAAAGGACUCCAUUGGUGGUGUGGUAACGUGUGUCAUCAGAAAUGUACCAACUGGUUUGGGUGAACCUUGUUUCGACAAGUUGGAGGCCCUUUUAGCCCAUGCUAUGCUCUCGAUUCCUGCUUCUAAAGGUUUUGAAAUUGGGUCUGGUUUCGCUGGUGUUGAAGUCCCUGGCUCUAAGCAUAACGAUCCAUUCUUCUAUGACGAGGACUCAAAGAAACUGAGAACGAAAACUAACAACUCUGGUGGUAUUCAAGGUGGUAUCUCCAACGGUGAAAACAUCUACUUUUCUGUUCCAUUCAAGUCUGCUGCUACUAUCUCCCAAGAGCAACCUACUGCUACUUACGAUGGUAAGGAUGGUGUCUUGGCUGCCAAGGGUAGACACGACCCUUCUGUUACUCCCAGAGCUGUGCCAAUUGUUGAAGCCAUGGCUGCUUUGGUCUUGGCCGAUGCUGUUCUACUUCAAAAGUCUCGUGAAUUCGCCCAGAGCAUUGUUGCUUGA
Lachancea fermentati is the source of this 1131-nucleotide messenger RNA. Lineage: Eukaryota; Fungi; Ascomycota; Saccharomycetes; Saccharomycetales; Saccharomycetaceae. The record is from the annotation of a GenBank genome assembly.